CUUUUCUUCCUGUUUAAAACUGGAGAACUGUCUUUGUAAAAUAUAAACACAUAACCUUCUGGUGUUGUUUAACUUGACUUGUUUUGUGGAAAUAGUCCAAUAAAGGGAGAAGACAACACGGCUGGGUGUUAUGCUGUCGGACACAGAUUAUGGAGGAGUGGCGUGCAUACGCUCUCGAGGGAAGAAGAGAACCGCAGCAGAGACCUCGUCCUCAGCGGCUGUAGGGGACAGCCACUCCAUGCGUCCAUCCAGACAGGCUCCCGGUGGCAGGGGCAAAAGGAGCGGCAAUGUUUCUACAGCGCAGGCAAACCCCAAAAGAAAGAUGGCUGACGUGGAGGAAGAAGAGGAACAGGUGGAGAAGAAAUUCCGGAAGUGUGAGAAGGCAGGCUGCCCGGCCACGUACCCGGUGUGCUUUGCCAGUGCAUCAGAAAGGUGUGCAAAAAAUGGCUACACGUCUCGAUGGUACCACUUAUCCUGCGGAGAACACUUCUGCAACGAGUGCUUCGACCACUAUUACAGGAGCCAUAAGGACGGUUACGAGAAAUUCUCAGAUUGGAAGAAGCUGUGGACCGGAAACGGGAAGAGCGAACCAAGUCUCAAAGCCUUCAUGGCGGAUCAGCAGCUUCCGUACUGGGUGCAGUGUACCAAACCCGACUGUGGGAAGUGGCGGCAGCUCACUAAAGACAUCCAGCUGACAGCUUCUCUGGCUGCGACGUACCGCUGUGGAAUGAAGCUCAACAACGUUAAAAACGAAGGACCAGAUCAGUGUGCUCAGCCUGAGGACAUGCGAGUGGCCGGAGUGGGAGACAGUUGGUGGUCAUCCAUGUUGAUUCUGCCCCCUCUGUUGAAAGACAGCCCGGCAAACCCUUUCCUCACUGCGUAUUACCCCGACUGCGUGGGAAUGAGCCCGUCCAGCUCUCAGUGCGACUUGCGGCCAGAGCAGCGCCGCAACAUUCAGCCUCAGAUUCCAGGUUUGUGCUCCUACUUCCAGCCCUUCUACCAGCCCAAUGAGUGCGGUAAAGCCCUGUGUGUGCGUCCAGACAUGAUGGAGCUGGACGAGCUCUACGAAUUCCCAGAAUUCUCCAGGGAUCCCACCAUGUAUCUCGCUCUACGUAACCUCAUCCUCGCCGCUUGGCAUCGAGACUGCAAGGAGGCUCUGACGCCCCAGAAGUGCGCCCCUCAUGUCAUUGUGCGCGGUUUGGUGCGGGUACGCUGCGUGCAGGAGCUGCACAGAGUUCUGCACUUCAUGACCCGCAAAGGUUUAAUCAACACCGGAGCUCUCCUGUCCAGACAGCCUCUUCUCCCAGCGCCGUAUCGCGAUAAGAAAGUGUUGGUGAUCGGAGCGGGAGCGUCGGGUCUCGCUGCUGCCAGACAGCUGCACAACUUCGGCAUGCAGGUGGUGGUGCUGGAGGCCAGGGAGAGAAUCGGAGGGCGGGUUUGGGAUGACACGUCGCUGGGCGUCACUGUGGGCCGAGGCGCGCAGAUUGUUAACGGAUGUGUGAACAAUCCCAUCGCUCUAAUGUGUGAACAGCUAGGAGUAAAGAUGCACAAGCUAGGCGUGCGCUGCGAUCUGAUCCAGGAGGGCGGUCAGCUCACCGAUGUGUCCGUGGACAAGCGCAUGGACUUUCACUUCAACGCCAUACUGGACGUGGUCUCCGAGUGGAGGAAGGACAAGUCGCAGAACCAGGACGUCCCGCUCGGGGAGAAGAUCCAGGAGGUGUAUAAAACCUUCCUGCAGGAGUCGGACAUCCGCUUCAAUGAGCUAGAGGAGAAAGUGCUGCAGUUCCAUCUCAGCAACCUGGAGUAUGCUUGUGCAAGCCCACUGGAACAGGUUUCUGCUCGAUCAUGGGACCACAACGAGUUCUUCGCUCAGUUCUCAGGGGACCACACACUGCUGACUGCAGGCUACUCAACUCUGCUGCACAAACUAGCCCAUGGCCUCGACAUUCACCUCAACACUGCAGUGCAGUCUGUAGAUUACUCGGGUGACAUAGUGAAGGUCAGCACCACCAGCGGAGCCCAGUUUACUGCUCAGAAGGUUUUAGUGACGGCUCCUUUAGCGCUUCUACAGAAGAACAUCAUUCAGUUUAACCCUCCUCUUCCAGACAGGAAGCUCAAAGCCAUAAACAGUUUGGGGGCCGGAGUCAUCGAGAAGAUUGCAUUGCAGUUCCCCUACAGAUUCUGGGACAGUAAGGUACAGGGAGCGGAUUACUUCGGUCACGUUCCUCCGUGUCCAGAGAAGAGGGGCUUGUUCAGUGUGUUUUACGACAUGAGACCAAAGGGAGAUCAGUGUGUGCUGAUGUCGGUGAUCACAGGACAUGCCCAGGCCAUGGUGAAAGAUCUUGAAGACAAGGAAGUGGUGGAGCUUUGCAUGAACGUCCUCAGGGACCUCUACAAGGAGCAGGAUGUUCCAGAUCCCGUGAAGUAUUUUGUGACCCGUUGGUGCAAAGACAAAUGGUCUCAGAUGUCCUACAGCUUCGUGAAGACAGGUGGCAGCGGGGAGGCCUACGACAUCAUCGCCGAAGACGUGCAGGGGAAGAUCUUCUUCGCCGGCGAGGCUACAAACCGACACUUUCCUCAGACAGUAACCGGCGCAUACCUGAGCGGUGUACGCGAGGCGAGCAAGAUCGCAGCACUGUGACGCGACCGAAAGCCUGGGACCUUCAAAAAACGAGCUUCCACAAUUCCUCUACAGCAGACGUUUCAAACUCCAAUCAGGAACUUUUACGGGUGUGGCGAUAUUUAUUACUGUAGCAGCAUUGCACGCAAUGUAGUGUACCUCAUGUACAUUACUCCACGGUGUCUUCGUCUUUAGAGUCACGGAAAUGAUAAGAUGCUUGUUCGAAAAUAUUGACCUGUUCGAUGUUGAGGAACUUUUUGUUAUUUGUUGAGGAUUUUUGUCAGCUCUUUUCCAACAUAUGACCAUCCGCGUAAUAUUGAGUAGAUCCCCCUUUUGCCACCAAAACAGUGAUGUACUGUGUGUUCUGACGGCUUUCUGUCGGAACAAGCAUUAACCUUUUCUUUAGUUUAAUCUACUGUACACUAGCGCUACUAUUGGAUUAGACUACACAAGCCAGUCUUUACUCCCGAUGUGCGUCAGUGAGCCUGUCGGUUUUCCCUUCUUAGAUCACUUUUGGUACGUCCUGACCAAACUGCAGCCUGGGAACAUUCCACAAGACCUACAGUUUUGGAGUUGCUCUGUUCCAGUUGUCUAACUAUUACAAUCUGGCCCUUGUCAAAGUUAAUCAAAUCCUUAUGCUUGCCUAUUUUUUCCGCUUCCAACACUUCACUCGCUGCUUAAUAUACCCCACUUCCAGUCAUCAUUGUGACAAGAUAUUGCAAAUAUAGCUACUGUGAGAAGGGCUAAAUUGUAUUGGCUAGACGACCGAGUCAGAGCGACUCCAAAACAGCAGGUCUUGUGGGAUUUUCUCGAUCUGCUGUGGUCAGGACAUACCAAAAGUGAUCCGAGGACGGAAAAAAACGGUAAUCUGGUGACAGGGUUAUGGGUGGCCGAGGCUCACUGAUGCACAUGGAGACUGAAGGGUAACUCGUGUAGUGUGAUCCAAAGGAAGAUCUACAGUAGAUCAACUUGAGGAAAAUGUUCAUGCUGGAUGUGAUAGAAAUGUGUCAGAACACACAGUUUUGGUUUCAAAAGGGGGGCCUACCAAAUACCAGGACAGCGGUCAAAAUGCUUAUAUAGUUUGUUUUGUCAGGAAAAGGUCUCCACAGAGAAUACAAUCUAGAUUUCCUUUUUUUGUUGUUGUUGCAUUGAACAAAAACGUGAAUAUUUCUUCUGAAGAAAAAAAAUUGUAACUUGACCUCCACACUUAUAUAAUGUAACAUAACCUAAUGAAGCAUUUAAGUAUUUGUGUAAGUGUGUGUGUUUAAUAAUAAUAAUAAGUGAUUUCUUAUAAAAGUUACACAUUUGUGAAAGCACUGUUCAGGAUCUUUGUGUGUGAGUGAUCUGGAUAAUUUACUGUACAUUUUUUCUUUUAUUAUAACUGACGUCUCAUGUCUGUAUGAACAAAAUUGUAAUAUAUACAUACUGUAAAUUUAUACAGGUAUUUGACUUUUUUCUUGUUGUUUUUUUUUUUACAUAAAUUAUCUGA
This is a messenger RNA of Clarias gariepinus (North African catfish), 4109 nucleotides long. RefSeq names its product lysine-specific histone demethylase 2. The transcript is spliced from 21 exons. Lineage: Eukaryota; Metazoa; Chordata; Actinopteri; Siluriformes; Clariidae. Gene Ontology annotation, molecular function: oxidoreductase activity; protein binding; zinc ion binding. The record is from RefSeq and is a predicted model, not a curated record. The coding region runs from base 131 to 2641 and encodes 836 amino acids.